AUGAGUAACCGAUGGCGAGUUCUACCUCUGCAGCAAAUCCUUGAAGAGUGGUCUUCCAACACGACAGAGUACAACAUCUUCAACGAUGUCAUCCACAACCGCGCAGUGCAGGUCUUCUUCUGCACUGUGUACAUUGGUAUCUUCGUGCUGGGCCUCUUCGGCAACAUAUUGGUGUGCUAUGUUGUGGGCCGCAACCGUGCCAUGCAGACGGUGACCAAUCUUUUCAUCAGCAAUCUUGCCCUCUCCGACAUUCUGUUAUGCAUGCUGUGCGUGCCCUUCACGCCACUUUACACCUUUCUCGGCACCUGGGUAUUCGGCGGCACUUUGUGCCACGUCGUGGCCUUCGCCCAGGGGACCAGCGUCUACAUUUCGACGCUGACCCUCACAUCGAUCGCCGUGGACCGCUUCUUCGUCAUCGUGUACCCGUUCAAGCCGCGGAUGAGGCUAUCGACAUGUGUGGCCAUCAUCUGCAGCAUAUGGCUAUUCUCGCUGGUGGUGACGCUGCCCUACGGCGUCUACACAGUGCUACGCUCGGACCGGCGCGCCUACUACUGCGAGGAGCACUGGCCGUCGGAGCGCGUGCGCCAGGCGUACGGCGGGCUCACGGCCAGCCUGCAGUUCGUGCUGCCCUUCUUCGUGGUGACCUUUUGCUACGUGAACGUGUCGCUCAAGCUGAGGGACCGUGCGAGAGCCAAGCCCGGCAACAAGAACUCGCGACGAGAAGAGGCCGACCGCGAUCGCAAGCGGCGCACCAAUCGCAUGCUCAUCGCCAUGGUGGCCAUCUUCGGCAUCUCUUGGAUGCCGCUGACGAUCGUGAAUCUGACGAACGAUGUCUACAUGUCGACUGGCCGCUGGGAGUACUUCAAUCUUUGCUUCUUCUUGGUGCACGCUGUCGCCAUGAGCUCCACUUGUUACAACCCGUUCCUGUACGCCUGGCUCAAUGAGAACUUCCGGAAGGAGUUCAAGCAGGUGCUGCCCUGCUUCGAGCAUGGGGGUAGGAACUCAGUCCGCUCUGCUGGAGCCGCGGAUGGCGCCACAGGCUGGAAGGAGCAGCGCGCGUGCAACGGGCACGACGCUCUUGAGACGCUGCUGACGAAGACGCCGCCGCAUUGCCGCCUCGACUCGAUGCGGCCUCGGUCGGCGGGGCCCGUCCUCGAGGAAUUCACGGAUCCCGUCUCCACUGGAGCUGACGUCUGUGAGGCAGCCUCGUACAACGCUGGUGUUAAUGAAGUGCACCUCUAUCUUGGCUGCACUCAUAAGGAGGCCGAUGUUCUCUGCACCCCUGUCUUCGACUCGCUGUAG
This is a messenger RNA of Schistocerca cancellata (South American locust), 1302 nucleotides long. RefSeq names its product prolactin-releasing peptide receptor-like. Gene Ontology annotation, molecular function: neuropeptide Y receptor activity; neuropeptide binding. The transcript has 3 exons. NCBI's taxonomy places the organism in Eukaryota, Metazoa, Arthropoda, Insecta, Orthoptera, Acrididae. Bases 1 to 1302 code for a protein of 433 amino acids. Gene Ontology annotation, cellular component: plasma membrane; neuron projection. The record is from RefSeq and is a predicted model, not a curated record. Gene Ontology annotation, biological process: G protein-coupled receptor signaling pathway.